GAAUCUAUCUUUGUUUGGUUGCUAUGUCUUGUUUUAUGUUACUGUCUCUGCAGAGAUGAGAAAGAUUCAUAUUUAACCAACUCCAGUUGUCAAAUCCACACGGGGCAGCAUGAAACAGAUUCAAAUUUGCAGACACACACACUGCUGGAGAAGACUGAACGCCCCCAGCAUGAUUCUCCCCAAACAGUUGAUGAUGUGCUACAGAGAGUCAAAGACAUUCACAAAUUCAACAUGAAGAACAAGUAUGAGACUUUAUUUGAGGGAAUCAAACUACAAGAAAGCAAAACCUUGGUUAAUAAGAUUUACACAGAACUUUACAUCAUAGAUGGAGUUAGAAAACUUGUGAAUGAAGAGCAUGAGGUUUUAAAGAUGGAGAGAACUACCCAAACAUUUAAACAACACUUACAAGACACUCAAAUAAACUACAAUGACAUAUUUAAACAUUUACCUGAACUAGCAUGUAAAGAGAAUAGAAGACAGAAUAAAAUAAAAAUGAAGACUGUUCUUACUCAAGGCAUCGCUGGAAUUGGAAAAACAGUCUCUGUGCAAAAGUUUAUUCUUGACUGGGCUGAAGGAAAAUACAAUCAGGAUGUAGAUUUCAUGUUUGUGCUUCCAUUCCGUCAGAUAAACUUGAUAAAAGAUGAGCAGUACAGUCUUCACAAACUUCUGCUUAACUUUCAUCCUGAACUUCAAGAUCUAAAGAUUUAUAACGAGUGUAAAAUUGUGUUUAUCUUUGAUGGACUGGAUGAAUGCAGAAUUACACUGAAUUUUACAGAUAGUGAAAAGGUUUCUGACGUGAAAAAGUCUUCAUCAGUAGGGGUGAUGAUAUCAAACCUGAUCAAAGGAGAUCUGCUUCCCUCUGCUCACAUCUGGAUCACGUCCAGACCAACAGCAGCCAAUCAGAUUCCUUCUAAAUACAUCACACGUGUGACAGAAAUCCAGGGAUUCAAUGACGCUCAGAAGGAGGAAUAUUUCAGGAAGAGACUCAGCAAUGAGCAUCAAGCCGACAGAAUCAUCUCACACAUUAAAAGAGUGAAAAGCCUCCACAUCAUGUGUCACAUACCGAUCUUCUGUUGGAUCUUAUCUACUGUGCUUCAGAACGUCCUGAAUCAAGACCACACCGCAGAGAUCCCUAAAACACUGACUGAAAUGUACAUCCACUUCCUGCUGAUUCAGAUCAAUUUGAAGAAUCAGAAGUAUGAUGACAGAGAAUCAGAGAAACUCCUGCAGUCCAACAGAGAAGUGAUUGUGAAACUGGCUGAACUGGCUUUCAAACAGCUGAUGAAGGGCAAUGUGAUGUUCUAUGAGGAGGAUCUGAGAGAGUGUGGCAUAGAUAUUACUGAAGCUUCACUGUAUUCUGGCAUCUGCACUGAGAUCUUUAAGGAGGAAUCUGUCAUUUUUCAGAAGAAAAUAUACUGCUUCAUUCAUCUCAGCUUUCAGGAGUUUCUGGCUGCAUUCUAUGUGUUUUUGCAUGUAGAGUGGUAUAGACAUGAGGAAAUCUCUCUCUCUGAAAUAAUAGAAGCAGUAAUUAAUAAUACCCUGGAGAGUGAAAAUGGACAUCUGGAUCUUUUCCUGCGAUUCUUGCUGGGCAUCUCACUGGAGUCAAAUCAGACACUUUUACAGGAUCUACUGAUACACACAGUGAACACCUCAGAGACCACCAGGAACACUGCACAGUACAUUAAAUGCAAAAUUAUAGCUAAUGAAUGUUUAACAGCUGACAGAUCCAUCAACCUGUUUCUCUGUCUGCUUGAAAUGAACGACCAGUCCAUCUACAGAGAGAUUGAGGAGUUUCUGAAAUCAGACAAACACUCAAAAAAUAAACUCUCUGCUUCCCACUGCUCAGCAAUAGCCUACAUGCUUCAGAUGUCAGAGGAGGUGCUGGAUGAGCUGGACCUCAACAAAUACAACACAACACAGGAAGGCAAAUGGAGACUGGUACCAGCUGUGAUAAACUGCAGAAAAGCUCUACUUGUAGGCUGUGAUCUCACUGUUCAAUGUUUUGAAAGUGUGGCCUCUGUUCUGCAAUCACCAAAGUCCCCCCUGAGAGAGCUGGAUCUGAGUAACAUUGACCUGAAGGAUUUAGGAAGUACGCUGCUUUUUGCUGGACUGGAAAGUCCACACUGUCAACUAGAAACACUAAGAUUGGCCUACUGUAAUCUCACUGAGCAAUCAUGCGAGGGCUUGGCAGCAGCUCUAGAAUCACCAGACUCCUCACUUAGAGAGCUGGACCUGAGUAACAAUGACCUGCAAGAUUUAGGAGUAAAACUGCUCUCUGCUGGACUGAAGAGUCCAAACUGUCAACUGGAGAAAUUGAGGUUAUCUGGCUGUAUGGUGACAGAAGAAGGUUGUGCUGUUCUGGCUUCGGCUCUGAGAUCAAAUCCCUCACAUCUGAGAGAACUGGAUCUCAGCUACAAUCACCCAGGAGAUUCAGGAAUGAAGCUGCUCUCUGAUCUGCUGGAUGACAAACAAUGCAAACUAGAUAAUAUCAGUGUGGAUCAUGUUGGAGAGGUCAGGAUUAGAGCCGGACUACACAAGUAUGCCUGUGAUCUCACACUGGAUCCAAACACAGUAAACACUCAUCUAUGUCUGUCUGAAGAGAACGGAAAGGUCUCACGUUUGGGAAAAGAGCAGGAGUCAUAUUCUGAUCAUCCAGAGAGAUUUGAUUACUGGCCUCAGGUUGUGUGUAGAGAGAGUCUGUCUGAUCGCUGUUACUGGGUGGCUGAAUGGAGUGGGUGGAAAGGAAUUGUUAUAUCUGUGACACACAAAGGAAUCAACAGGAAAGGAGGAGGUGAUGACUGUAGGUUUGGAUUUAAUGAGAACUCCUGGAGCAUUGACUGCACUGAUGACACUUUCACUGUUUGGCACAAUAAAAACAGCGCUGAUAUAGAUGCUCCUUCAACCCCGUAUAACAGAAUAGGAGUUUAUCUAGACCGUCUGGCCGGCACUCUGUCCUUCUACAGCGUCUCUGACAAACUCACACACUUACACACAUUUCACUCCACAUUCACAGAACAACUGUGUGCUGGAUUCAGGAUUUAUACUGAUUCCUCCGUUUCUCUGUGCUGCAUUGAUCACUAUAGGUCCCAAAACAAUAACAAAUAAUGAGCAUAGCUUGAUGACAGUGUGAUGACCGUGGUGUGGAAUGAUGGGAGAUGUAGUCUUCACUUCUGCUACAGAUGGAAAUCUUAUGAGACUCACAAAUCAUGUUCAUGGAUGGCCAUCCAUGCCCAGAACAAGAAUGGAUAGUACCCUUCUCGCAUCCAUUUUAGACACCAUUUGGCCUACGUUAAAACAGGGUGGACAGUCAGACAGUAUCCUUAUGCUAAUUCCUUCUGUGCUCUUCCCAACAUUAUAAAAAUUACUAUUGCUCUUUAGACAUGUGGGUUUGUUGAGUGUGUGUGCAGAUUUUUAAGAUGUACAGAGAAAAUGUGUUUUCAGGGGCUGUGUGAGGAUUUACUGAUCAUAUAUGCAGUGAGAUCAUAAAAAAUGAUGGUUUUAAGAACCAUAUAUGGUCAUUUUUGGGAGGAGACCAAGGCAAAAUGAAAGCAUGUGCAUCUGCACACAAUAUUUUAUUUGUGACUGGUGACUGUUGAAUGAUCAAUGUAUAAAAGUAAAAUAAGUAUUUAAGUAGUUAAAAGAUGUGACAAGUUAUUUCUUUUUUAUAUAAGUAAUUAACACAUUUUCAUUGACUGUUUUAUUAGUGCAUGCAAAAUGUGCAUUUGUUUGUGAACGGGUGUCACUGAAAUGUAGUUUUUUUACGAUGAUUAAAGUACAUUUGUUCUUUCA
This is a messenger RNA of Triplophysa rosa, 3789 nucleotides long. RefSeq names its product NACHT, LRR and PYD domains-containing protein 3-like. NCBI's taxonomy places the organism in Eukaryota, Metazoa, Chordata, Actinopteri, Cypriniformes, Nemacheilidae. The record is from RefSeq and is a predicted model, not a curated record. Bases 232 to 3105 code for a protein of 957 amino acids. Gene Ontology annotation, molecular function: protein binding. The transcript has 6 exons.